AUGGAGAACGACUUGAACCCAGUGCAGGAGGACGAGGGCCCCAACGCAGUGGCCCAGUUAGCCAGGAAGAUGCAGGGAGCUGGGACCAAGAGCUGGAACAGACUCUCCACUUUAUUCAGCCAAGAGGAUGAGCAGGAGCUGCUGGAGGAGACGGAGAGUCCUCCAGUCCCCGACCAUCCUCUGGCCGUGAAGCCCGAGGAGCCUCCUCGACCCUCGCGCCGCACUGCAUUCUGGGACAGCUUUGCCACAAACUGGGCAGCCAAGAAACAGGCGGAGGCUGCAGCAGCCAAUGAGGCGGCAGCAUCAGGGCAGGAGGGGGAGGGGGUGGAGGAGGGAGGGGGGCAGCAGUCCCAGGACCCCCCCAUCUCCGAGGAGACCCAAGAAGAGGGCGGAGCCACAACCAACAGAUUCUCCAAAUAUGUGUCUCUGGGGGGCGGGGCCGGGGGCGGGGCCAGCGGCAGCGAGGACGCCUCCUUCAAGUGGAACUUUGUCACCAGUAAACUGGCCGACCUGAAGACCAAGAGCAUGACCAAGACCAACUAG
Messenger RNA from Knipowitschia caucasica, 543 nucleotides. Lineage: Eukaryota; Metazoa; Chordata; Actinopteri; Gobiiformes; Gobiidae. The record is from the annotation of a GenBank genome assembly.